UCCACCACCACCUCCAUCAUCAAACCGCCCCCGAAUCUUAUUCCCUCAUUCCCCAAACCCAACAUUCUCUCUCGACUACCACAUCUACCUACCUCCUCCCGAUCCUUCCUAAUGUCUCCACCCAGAUCCUAAGCCCCCAUCUUCACGAUGCCCGUUGUGACUCGGCAUUUGCUCAACUUCUUAAUUCCUUGCAUUAACAUCACUGUAUCCAUUACUACCCUACACUCUUGCGCGCGAUCCUCCUCUUGACUGAAAAUCGCUCCCGGCUGCUCCGAAGUGCGCGUCAAUCUCUCUUCUCUCGUCGCCCUGUCUUUGUCCAGCCGACCGUAACGCGACCGAAGCUCGGAUAACUCUCUCGACGUGCGCCGGCUCAUCGCGCUGGCCAUUUUUGAUCUGAUUUUAACAAGCAAACCGAGUCAAGUGAUUUGCCUAUCAUAUACGAGUAAUCAAUCACUGCGAUCAGCGCAGCCCGAUACCGUGGCCUGAAUUAUCCCUCGGCGCGACUUGACGCUCGGCUUUGUGACCGCGCGUAUAAUUAUUACAUUCAAACUGCGAAUUUUCAUCUCAACAUUCAUUAUUUCCAUUGCAAGGCAGGUCCUUGUGGAUAGAUUGUUCGGAUUGAUAGCACGCGACACCGAGAACCUCUUUCGCCCGAGCCUCCACCUUUUGGCAUCGGAACAUGCAAGGCUAUUCAUUUGCGCCUCCCUCGGGACCUCCCCGAGAUGGCCAGAAAAAUUAUGUAUUCGUCGAUGAACACAAUCGGCACAAGAGGCUGAAAGUGAUGCGGGCGUGUAAUGGUUGUCGGAAAAGAAAGAUCAAGUGUGAUGCGGCCACGACAAAUACAUGGCCAUGCUCGGCAUGCACUCGCUUAAAGUUGGUCUGUGUGCCACCCACCAUCGGUCAAGAUGGAGACUUUGUCAAUGAGGGAAUGGAAUCUGCCCAGGAGGUUGGCGCCUCCUCCGCCACGUCCGAACCCUCGCAUCAUGCCUUCCCGGUGCCUCCGGCCUAUAGAGACCCCAAUCAAGCGCCGAUGGGAACGAUGCCGCCUUACGACGGAAUGGGCAUGUAUGGCCAAUUUGUUCAUGCGCCUCCGGCCCAGCCUGGAAUGUAUAACGACAUUCGAUCAUCCCCCAUGGUCAUGCCACACCAGUCAUAUCAACAGCAACCUCAAGUAUUUCCGGGUUCUCAACCUCCACACUUGUCAACCCCAGAUCGGAGCGUGUUUGCAGAGAACGAUCAAUCGACGGCGGACAAUCUCAGCGAUGUUCUUGGAGAGCUGAAGAUUGAUGAAUCGGGCAUCGCUCCAUAUAUCCGGCGACAAAGGAAAGAUCUUAUUGAACCAGAGGCGCCUGUCCAAGACGAAGUGGAAGAAAGACUGCCCCCUCUCAGUACGGGAGCAGGCGCAACCAUUCGAAUCCCACCCGAGUUGAUGCCCGAUGACGAAGACGUGAUGAAUUACUUCAAAAUCUACUUCGACGAAAUCCACCCUUACGUUCCCGUGAUUCCCCGCGCCCACUUAUACUACCAAUGGCAAAAUGACCGCUCCUCUAUAUCUCCACUCCUCCUCGAAGCUCUGUUUGCGUGCGCGGGGCGAUUAUCUGAUGAGCCUUCGGAAGGGGCCCAAUGGCUUGCUAUGGCGAACAGACACGAGUCUAGUUUUAUGGACGUUCCGCGAUUAAGCACCAUCCAAGCCUUGCUGCUCUUGCUCAAGGCAAGAGAGUCAUUGCCCAAGAAGGGCUAUUAUUAUCGGUCAUGGCAGACCGUCAAAACCAUCGUAUCCAUGGCCAAGGACCUCGAUAUUCAUGAACAUUAUAGCGGCCACGCCGAAGGGCGACCCUGUGACUUGAGCCCGAUUGAAUGCUUGGUGAGCACUCGGAUUUGGCAGACAAUUCUGGUGGUUGAGGUGAUGAUUGGAGCACCCCAGGGCCGCUCUGACUACGGCGUUGACCCUGAAACUGUCGAUAUGCGUCCAACCCUGGAUAUCCGAGGGUUGGAUCAGUACGAAACGGAACGCUCCAGACAAUACGCCUACUUUGUCCGUAAUGCACACCACAUUCGCAUCAUCGCCGACGUAUACCACAAGAUCAAAAAGCAGAAAGAUUGGGGCGCGGACCCUCGUUUCGUACAGAAGAACCCGCUCUUCGACGACUGGCUGCAUAAUUUGCCCACAGAUUUGCAGGUAAAUUACCCAUCAGAUGGGGCCCCUCCAUGGAUUCCGUCUCAUUUUGUCGGCAACAUGCACUGCCACUGUCAUCUGGCCAUCAUCCUGCUCCAUCGUCCUCAGCUUGUGGCAUCCCAGUCCUUUACAGCAGGUAGUGACUGGAAAAUUCAUUUCUCAAUGUGUUAUACCUCGGCAAAGAGUAUUUGUCGUUUGCAGGAAGCUAUCCUGGAGCGAUUCGGGUUGUCUGGUUUGCUGUACAUGCAGCGAGGCAUCAAUUUUGCGAUUUAUUGCAUUCUCACUUGCACCAUGCUUCACCUGAUCGCAAUCACUUCACCAGACCCGGAUUUCAACUCAGACGCCCGAGAAUAUUUCACACGCCACAUGCGCAUCUUGGAAAGAUGCUCCACAGCCUGGCCCAUGCAAGAGAUCCAGGCACAGAUCGAUUCCCUCCGACUGGCCUUUUCCGCGGAUACUCAUCGACCGUUUGAGCUGAAACCGAGCUUUCCCUACGGCAGUCCCUCGGAGCCAUACCAGCCCAGUCCCCCCAUGGACGCGCAUUACCAUCCACACCUAAACCAAAUUUCAAGCAAUGUCCAAUCCAGAGUGGGUUUCAACACACAUCCAAUGACCCCUCCGAUAUCUGCUGGUGCUGAAUCAGACGCAAAGUCGGACACCUCCUCCCAGUUACAAUCCCUUGGAAUGGUCCCCCAUCAACCGCCUACAACCCAUCCACUUGAGGCUCCUUUAGUUGAUGAGCAUAGCUGGGACCCCACGCGUAUUAUCAACCAAUGGGAUAUGGCUUUCUCUGUCAACCCUUCAACCGUCAGCGCAAACUCUCCUCCCAUGCCCAUGAACAACAACGCUCAACCCAUGUCGAACAUGGUACACCAACAAUACCCGAUACAAUAUGACUCGCCAUCCAAGGUGGCAGUGCCGCAGACCCAAUCCGUGUCACCGCCACAGUUCCAGGCCCCCCCGGUCGUGUUCAGUGCACGAGAUUGGCAACAAAGCGUGGCAAGCGUGUAUGAUCCGCAGGGCUUGAAGAGACGGUGGAAUUACUCCACGGAUCUUGGUGACAACAUGAUCAAGCGGCAACGAGGGUGAUGAGACACUUGAAUUACCUACAACUCCCUCUGCAUCUCUCGACUCUUUCGCGACCUUGUCUAUCGAUCUACCCCUACUGGACCAGAGCCAGCCUGUCCUCUACCAUUUGUUCCCGUUCUUAUCUGAUUCCCCUAUCUCUUGUGACACUUGUUUCCUUGUUUUGUUUUCACCAUCUUCGGCUUUGUCGCCACAGGUCGCCCUACCUGCAACGGGUGCUAUAAGGGCUAUGACUGAAAUUGGGGAUGUUCCGCGGCGAUUGUCUUCGCAUUGGGAAGAUGCCGCUUGUUGAUUUGAAUGAGGAUUGGAUUGUAUGAUUCCUACUGUACAUCACGAUGAAAAAGGUCUAGAAGCAUGUGCUGAAGAGAAGACAUAUCAUUGAGAGGAU
Penicillium subrubescens is the source of this 3650-nucleotide messenger RNA. Its product is annotated as Zn(II)2Cys6 transcription factor. Lineage: Eukaryota; Fungi; Ascomycota; Eurotiomycetes; Eurotiales; Aspergillaceae. The transcript is spliced from 9 exons. Gene Ontology annotation, biological process: DNA-templated transcription; regulation of DNA-templated transcription. The record is from RefSeq and is a predicted model, not a curated record. The coding region runs from base 680 to 3265 and encodes 861 amino acids. Gene Ontology annotation, molecular function: DNA-binding transcription factor activity, RNA polymerase II-specific; zinc ion binding; DNA binding.